AUGGUAGAUGGAUACGUUGUGUGGUUCAACUCCACCGACGGCGAGAAAGAGUACACGUUGGCAUCUCCCCACGAGAAGCACAUCGUUAUGGGUCUUGAGCCGGAUACGACCUAUGCAUUUCGAGUCGCAGCGAUCUCAGCUCGAGGGCAGGGCGAAUUUUGUGAGCCCGUUGUGAUCAGGACCUUGCAAUCGACGCCUACCGGACCCCCACGCCUUCUGAACGUCACCGCUAUCUCGUCUACGGCUCUGCAUGUGCUGUGGGCUGCUCCGAAUGCUAGCGAGGGCCCUGUGGUUCAGUAUCGUGUACGGUACCGUGUUGUGACCACCGAGAAUGCCACAUCGUCGGGUGAGAGCACGAGCUAUGAGGAAAUCGUCGACGAUGAGAUUCUUGCCACGAAGGCACCCAUUUGGCACAGCAUUCUGUGGAACGCAAGUGAUGUGGUGGUGAAUGUGACUGGCUUACAACCGUUCACCGUCUAUGAGGUCACCGUCGCAGCUGCCACUGUAAAUGGCUUUGGACCGGAGAGUAGCCCGCUACGACGACGGACUCAUGAAGAUGGUGAGAAUCUUGGUUUGGUCGAUAUUUUCUUAAAGUUGAUGUUUUCAGCAGACAAUGAAGAUUCUCUCCCUGGUAAGUUGGUGUUGUACAGUAGUGUACUGUGA
Molecule: messenger RNA, 663 nt
Organism: Cooperia oncophora
Lineage: Eukaryota; Metazoa; Nematoda; Chromadorea; Rhabditida; Trichostrongylidae
Source: the annotation of a GenBank genome assembly